AUGAAGUUCCUCUGUCUUCCUGGCGCCUACGGCAGUUCUGAUAAAUUCCAAGUCCAACUGGCUCCCAUUCUCAAAGAACUGACCGACGACGGCACCGCCACCUUCCAUUUCGUUCACGGCCCUUGCAUAGCAGUGCCGCCCGAGGGCUUUGAGGAAUAUUUCGGCCAGCCGCCUUAUUACCGCUUCAUAGAGCCCGAUCAAGACGUUGAGAUAUCCGAUGACGAGGAUGUCCUAACGCGCAUCCGGGACUUUCCCGACUGCGAGACACCAGAAGACACCAUGCGGGAGCUCAUGAGGGAGGGUGCUUCAUCCGGCAAGAGCAUCGACCAGGCCAUCAAAUACCUGUCAGAUAUUGUGGCCAAGAGGGGUCCCUUUGACGGCAUCAUUGGGUAUUCUGAAGGCGCGACGGUCGCUGCGACGAUGAUGCUUCACGAGCAGCGCCGGCAGCAGCAGUCUGGCGCGACGCCCCUCUUCAAAUACGGUAUCUUCUUCGCCGGCUGGCCGCCCGUUGAUCCUACCAAUUACUCUGUUUUGCUGUCUGACCAGACUGAGGAGCGCAUCGAGUCGAGAACAUUACAUAUCAUCGGAUCCCUGGAUCCCUACCUGGACGGCUCAAUGGCGCUUUACAAUGUCUGCGACCCAGACUCGGCGUAUCUUUUUGACCACGCCAAAGGCCACACGCUACCUCGUGACAAAGGAACAAUCAGAGAGCUCGGGGACGUUGUCCGUGAGGCCAUUUGCGCCAUGAGGGAAGAAGGCGUUUUGUAG
Verticillium alfalfae VaMs.102 is the source of this 768-nucleotide messenger RNA. RefSeq lists its product as hypothetical. The transcript is spliced from 4 exons. Gene Ontology annotation, cellular component: nucleus; cytoplasm. NCBI's taxonomy places the organism in Eukaryota, Fungi, Ascomycota, Sordariomycetes, Glomerellales, Plectosphaerellaceae. The coding region runs from base 1 to 768 and encodes 255 amino acids. The record is from RefSeq and is a predicted model, not a curated record.